AAUCGGAGGGUGCUUUGCGAAGGACCCCGAGCCUAUCGCAGAGGUGGUUCCUCUUCCGCUCCGGCAGUUUGAAACCGUCGGUGCCGGCGGCCGGCGCGGCCGCAGCCGCAGACUUUGUGCAAAAUGUCAUCGGAUGAGGAGAGAAGCACAAGUCCAGUUUUGCCAAAAGACUUUAUUCAGGAAAGUUCUAUUUCUACAGAUCCUCAGAUUUGUCACUGGAUGCUGUCUUUUGACACUUUCUGUUGGCGCGUAAGCCAGGAUGAAUAUGAAGAGCUGUUUCGUUAUACUAUAGUGACUCCGAAGUUUGAGCAGUGUGUCUCAAAGUUGCCAGAACUUGCCCCAGAACAGAGAGCACCUGACAGAAUUGCAAGGGUUACAGAUGAUGCCAGUCACCAUAAGAUUCCAGUCUCAACAUCAGUGAAGCAAGCUGUUAUGGAUCAACCUGCUGUUUCGGAGGCAACUUCUUCUCAGGAGUCCACACAUGGCCCAAGAGAAGUCAUCAACACCACAGUGAUCGAAUUAACUGCACCAGAUGAAAAAGUUACUCAGAUAGAAAAUAUACUUGAUCUCUGGAGUGGAAGUCUUAAGACAAAUAUUCUGACUGAACUGAAAAAUUGGAAACUUAAUUUGGUUCAACAUCACAAGCUUCAAAUGAGACAAGAGAAAGAGAAACAUGAUGCACAAGUGAAACAACUGCAAAAUGAGAUGGAAAACCUGAAGGAGUUACUUCAUACUUAUGAAAUCUCUAUUACCAGGAAAGAUGAGGUAAUUACUAACUUGACUCAAGCAUUAGAAAAGCAAAAGGAGAGAGUAGAGGUGAUGAAAAUGUUUGCGCUGUGGCGGAUUCAGCAUGUUAAAGCCAAACAAGAGGAAUAUGCAAUUAGAAUGGCAGAUAAACAUUUCCAGACAGCUUUGAUGAAGAAAGUUUGGGCAGCGUGGCGAUCUGUUAGUGAAGAAAGAUGGAAAGAAAAAGUAACAAGAGCCUGUCAGUUAAGGGCAGAAGAUAUCUGUGUCCAGCUUACCAAUGAUUUUGAAGCCAAAAUUGCAGAGUUAACUGCUAGUUUGGAACAGACAAAAGCUGAGGUUCUGCGACUGCAUAGUGAACGAGAUCAGUAUGAAGACACCAUGAAGAAAGCCUUUAUGCGUGGUGUAUGUGCUUUGAAUCUGGAAGCAAUGACCAUGUUUCAAACCAAGGACAGUAGGCCAGAUCCUGAUAUAGGAAGCAGGAGAAAUGAUAAUGCUACCACCAGUGCAGGAAGGCCACCUCCUUCACAAUAUAAUCAAACCUCACCACCACCUCCACCAGCGGCUGUUCUUCAGAUGGAAAACAUGUUUUCUAGCCACCUGGCUCAUGCAAGCACUCCUGAGACCAGGCUAGAUUCUGAUUCUCCAGUAAUCAUCACUAGCACAACAUCUGGUGUGACAUCAACUCAAAAACUGCCCAUGGCAAAAGUAAUAACAUCUGCACAACAGAAAGCAGGAAGAACAAUCACUGCUCGAAUCACAGGCCGAGCUGAUAUGGGACAAAAAUCCAGAGCUUGUGGCAGUUUAGCAGUGAUGGGAGUUUCUCCACCCGUGAGUACAGUCGUUGUUGAGAAACAUCAUCCAGUCACUCAGCAAACCAUAUCACAAGCCACUGCUGCUAAAUAUCCUCGAACUGUGCUUCAUUCUUCUGGCUCCACCACUGUGAGAUCUGCAGGACAAGCUGGGCGAGUGCUUCAGGGCCAAAGCCAUACCAGUGUUCAGUCAAUAAAAGUUGUUGACUGAGUGACUAUCUUUCUCACUGGUAGGGGUUUUUAAUCAAGGUACCUCUUCCCAGUCUUUUCAGAUUUGAUGCAUAAGGCCUAAAGUACAUAUCAUGUUUUUAUCUUUUUCUAAAAAAGGAAGGUUUUGUUAAGUAAAAGUGCUUUUAUAAUAAAACCUGGAGGGGAAAACAGAACUUGAACUAUUGUUCUACCUCCCAACUUUUAUUUUUAAGACAAACACUUUUUAUUUAAGGAAUCUUUUGCACACUUUUAAAUAAAGGAUACCGUGUGA
Oenanthe melanoleuca is the source of this 2037-nucleotide messenger RNA. RefSeq names its product POC5 centriolar protein (gene POC5). Bases 124 to 1767 code for a protein of 547 amino acids. The record is from RefSeq and is a predicted model, not a curated record. The transcript is spliced from 13 exons. NCBI's taxonomy places the organism in Eukaryota, Metazoa, Chordata, Aves, Passeriformes, Muscicapidae. Gene Ontology annotation, cellular component: centrosome.